Molecule: messenger RNA, 2283 nt
Organism: Scylla paramamosain (green mud crab)
Lineage: Eukaryota; Metazoa; Arthropoda; Malacostraca; Decapoda; Portunidae
Product: immunoglobulin superfamily DCC subclass member 3-like
Biological process (GO): cell-cell adhesion
Cellular component (GO): plasma membrane; cell-cell junction
Molecular function (GO): cell adhesion molecule binding
Source: RefSeq, a predicted model, not a curated record
AUGAGUGCUCGGGAGCUUGAUGAGGUUGUUAUUAGUGGCGGUAAUCCCAUCUCUUGGCUGUUUCUGACACCUGUCUUCACUGCCUCUAAGGAUUGCAAGGAUGGCUGCCCCGCGUGCUGCUGCACAGAGAGCAUGAAGCCAGCAAGGAGAGUAAAAGUUGUCCCAGACCCAGACGCGGAUGGAGGGAAGUCAUACAGAUGUUUUGGCACGCAGACUUGGAACCAGGAGCCAGUGAGAACCGAGGUGAAUCCAGAGGGCAAUGUGGUCCUGGCCUGCAAGGUGUACAACAAGCAGGGCACGUGUUCCUGGCAAAAAGAUGGCAAGCCCCAGGGAAUGUUCGUGGGCAAGUACGAGUGGGCCGGAGAUCGAGAGGCCGGGGAUUGCUCCAUCAGGAUUUUGGAUGCUGGGGAAGUGGACGACGGGGACUGGGAGUGUCAAGUGACCGCCUCCACCUUCGCUGCCCAUGACGCCCUCACCUCCAGGAUUGCCCAGCUCAUCGUCAGGGUGGCCCCCAAACACCCAGUGCUGGAGGUGGACUCACAGCAGGUCACCGCCGGACACAACUUCACUGUGGUGGAAAAUCGCCCGGGCACCAUCAAGUGUCUCUCCCGCUACGGCAACCCCCCUGCUGAGAUUAAGUGGUUCAUUGGAGAGGAGGAGCUGCCACAGGAGGAGUACGGACAGACCAACGUGACGGAGAUGGACAAGCAGAAGACGUGGAUGGCGGUGUCGGUGCUUCAACAUACGUUCUCCAAGGCGGACCACAACACACCUCUCCGCUGCGUCGCCGUGCACCAGGCGUACCAGACCAAGUCGCAGUCCGUGGAAGUGCUCAUGGAUGUGCAGUACGCCCCUUCCGUCACACUAGAGGGCGCCCCUGCAGAGGACAUCGAGGAGGGCGUGGACAAUGUGGUGCUGCAUUGCCUCGUGGAUUCGAACCCUGGAGCCAAUGUUGUAUGGCGGGUCAAUGGACAAACUGACGUGUUCAGCUUUCAACGUGAUGUUCGCUUCAGUCCCGUGAGCAGGAAGCACUCGGGCACCUACACCUGCGAGGCAAGAAACGCCGUGGGAGGCUCCGAUCCCAUCUCCGUCAAGAUUGAUGUCAAAUACCGGCCCCGUGUCCUCCAGGUGGGUCCCGCGCCCCUGGUCACCGCCACUCUCCACAACCACACGCUGCUGGAGUGCAUCGCUGAAGCCAACCCUCCUCCACAGUACACGUGGAUUCAGAUGAUACCGGACACACAGAAGACAGAAGUGCGAGGCCACAACGCCACACUGCUGCUGGAGGAUGUCACGUACGAGCACCAGGGCGAGUAUGUGUGCGUGGCCUCGUCAGUUAUCCGCGACCAGACGCUGGAGGACCGCAGCGAGCCCAUUAUUGUGGAAGUGGUUGGUCCCCCAGGGCACCCCAAGCCUCAGUUCGGGAAGGUCAUCUGUGUCCCACGAUAUUUCCGUGUUAUUAAUGUGGCUGCUCAGAAAUACGACAAGAAAUGGAGGUGUAUGGGAGAGUCACAGGUGAUGGGAGGCGCUCCCCAGGUGCUGCGGUACACUGUGGAGCGGAACUUGCAGGUGGAGAAAGGCCAGGACGCCGUGAUUCAGAUUGUGUUCUGCUCUGACCCGCGGCCCUUCAGCACCUCCUGGGAGUGGGGCUCCCUCAGGCUGGAGGCGGGCAACGGCAGGGGACGCUACGUGGCCGAGAACUUAGCGCAGCAGGAUGUGCGCGAGGACUGCUACUCCGCCAAACUUCGCGUGCAGGGCGUGGACGUCACUGACUCUCGCGACUACAUCCUCAACGUGCAGAACGACAAGGGCGCCGAUCGCUACGCCGUCGGACUCCGCGUGAACGGACAUGUAGCCAAGCCCCCACUACAGCGUGUCCCUCCCUCAGCAGAGCCCGUGUCCAUGUCCACUGUGAUCGGCAUCGUCAUCGCCUGUUUGGUCAUCCUUGUUCUGGUCACUCUCAUCGUCCUCUACGCCUUCAAGACAGAGAAGUGGUGCUUCUCCCAGCAAAGCAAGGAAUUGUGCAAUCGUGGUUGUCCAGCAAGCAACCCAAACCAGGUCUCGCCCGAGCCGGAAGAUUGGAGCUCGCCAACUAAAUACGCAGUCCCUAACGACGAACGUGGCAGCCGUGGUCGUGUUGCAUUGCAUGCUGACAGGCUAGAACAAGGACUGCAAGAUGAUGAGUGACGGCCCUCCCUGUGCCUAGCCACCGCAUGACGCUCCAAGAUAGAAUGAAGAACCUAACCCACUCACCAGUCCAUAACUUUGUCUUUAGUACCUCAC